AUGUUGCGACAACAGUUUGAUUUAUCAGGUACCCAAGACCUCAUCUUCUUUGAUAGUGGUACAUAUGAGAUUCCUUUUGAUCUGCAACUACCUCAAAGUCCUUUGGUUUCCUCUUUCUCUGGAAAACAUGGCCGUGUUUACUACAUGGUGCAGGCAGUUUUAAAAAGGUCAUUCCAUGAGAGUCAACGUGUUAACAGAGAACUUUGCAUCAUCAGUCAUAUUGAUGUCAAUGUGCCAACAUUAAUCUCUCCAGUGUCACAAACCUGUAAGAAGAUGAUUGGCUGCUGGAUCUUUACUUCUGGUCCCAUCUCACUGACUGCCAGCAUUGACCGACAAGGUUAUUGCAAUGGAGAAUCAAUCCCAAUCUAUGCUCUGAUUGAAAACUGCUCAUCUCGUCUAGUUGUGCCAAAAGCAGUGAUAUACCAGAUACAGACUUAUACAUGCAAGGGUAAAACAAAAAGCAUCAAACAGGUGGUUGCCAGUGCUAGAGGAAAUGAAGUGCCAUCUGACACUUCCAGCAGGUGGAAUGGAAACACAUUGAAGAUUCCUCCAGUUGCUCCCUCUAUUCUGAAUUCAGACAUCCUGAGACUGGAAUACUUGCUUGCAGUUAUUGUUCAGAUACCAGGUGCCAAAAAUCUAGAAGUGCAACUUCCAGUGGUGAUCGGUACCAGUGGUCAUGGCAUGAGCAGUCGUUCCAUUGUGAACAUGAGCUUGCUAUACCCCACAUUUACCCUUCCAGACGUAGCUGAAGCCCCUCCCAGCUAUGCAGAGGUUGUGUCAGAGGAACAGUUUGAGGAGCACAGAACUUCAACAUGCCAAUCACGACCAGACUGGCUGCUAGAUGGCUCAGCAUUCGCUUGCAUUCAGCAGUUCCACCUCCAGCCUCCUCCUCCUUAUUCAGAGAUUUGCCCAAGUGAACAGUAAGCUUUUAGCCAAGGUUCUUUUGUGGAGGAGACCAAAUAACCACCUUGUGCCUUAAUUACAUUGUACUUUUUUAUUUUAUUUUUACAUUACGGAUUGCAGGUGAAAUGUUUGUUUUGAUCAUGAGCUUGUGUCAAAGUUCUGAACGCGGUAGUCAAACACAGCCAGACUAUUGACAAGAUUUAUCCACUUUGCAACUUGUUUUUUUUUUUGCUGUUUUUCCUGUACUUUUCCAUCUGUGAUUAUGAUAUCAACUAUUUAAAGCAGUCUAUAAACUGCACAUAAAAACAAAACUCUAACUCACACCGACAGGACAGACUGCCUAACUGGUUGAUUACUGGCCAGAAUAAACUGCAAUGUUGACCGGACUUCUAAAGACUGCCCGAAGGGUGGAAUACACUGCACAGUUUUUGUCCCUAUUUUUUGUCCCUAUUUGUCCCUAAUUUGUUAUCAUAAUGUCUCAAUACUGUGGUUGUUUAUUUAUUUAGCACUGAUGCACUGAACUCUUUAUAUUAUAAGGGGUUGCUUUGGGUCUACUUCUUACUAGUUUUAGUGUGAGUAUAAUAUAAUAAGCAGAAACUCCCAGCCAUUAAAAAAAACAAAAAUAAAAUUUUGCGGUAGCACAGAUGUUCUCACCUGUCAC
Molecule: messenger RNA, 1564 nt
Organism: Sinocyclocheilus grahami
Lineage: Eukaryota; Metazoa; Chordata; Actinopteri; Cypriniformes; Cyprinidae
Product: arrestin domain-containing protein 4-like
Exons: 8
Coding region: 1-924 (307 amino acids)
Biological process (GO): protein transport
Cellular component (GO): plasma membrane; cytoplasm
Molecular function (GO): ubiquitin-like ligase-substrate adaptor activity
Source: RefSeq, a predicted model, not a curated record